UGGUCGGGCUGGGAGGCGUCCCGCCCUCCUGGAGGUAAUGAGCACUGUACAACAGGUGUUUGCUCCUCAGUCCCCAGCCUGUCCUGCCUGCGACCGGAGCCAGCUGCCGCCACACUUCAAAGGCUCACUUGCUCUCGCUCAUCCGUGUGUCCUCCCUGCACCCGGGCCAGGGGGCCACAAUGGCCUGCCGCUCCUGUGUUGUUGGCUUCAGCAGCCUUAGCAGCUGUGAGGUGACACCGGCAGAUGGCCCCUGGCCUGAGACCUCAGCAUGGAACAGCUGCGGGGCCCCUGGGCCAGGCUUCAGCUCUUGCAGCCUCACAGGCUGCGGACCAGCUGGCACCAUCCCCAAGGUGACCGUGAACCCCAGCCUGCUGGUGCCCCUGGAUCUGAAGGUGGACCCGGCCAUUCAGCAGCAGAAGAACCAGGAGAAGGAAGAGAUGAAGAUCCUCAAUGAUAAAUUUGCCUCCCUGAUUGGCAAGGUGCAGGCCCUGGAGCAGCGCCACCAGCUGCUGGAGACCCGCUGGCGCUUCCUGCAGAGCCAGGGCUCAGCCGCCUUCGACCUCGGGCACCUCUACGAGGAGUACCAGGGCCGGCUGCAGGAGCGGCUGCACAGAGUGAGCCAGGAGCGGGGACAGCUGGAGGCCAACCUGCUGCAGGUGCUCGAGAAGGUCGAGGAGUUUCGGAUCAGGUAUGAGGACGAGAUCUCCAAGCGCACAGACAUGGAGUUCACCUUUGUCCAGCUGAAGAAGGACCUGGACACGGAGUGUCUUCGACGGACCGAACUGGAGACCAAGUUAAAAGGCCUGCAGAGCUUGGUGGAGCUGAUGAAAACCAUCUACGAGCAGGAGCUGAAGGACCUGGCAGCCCAAGUGAAGGACGUGUCGGUGACCGUGGGCAUGGACAGCCGCUGCCGCAUUGACCUGCGCGGCAUCGUGGAGGAGGUGAAGGCCCAGUACGACGCCAUCGCGGCUCGCAGCCUGGAGGAGGCCGAGGCGUACUCCCGGAGCCAGCUGGAGGAGCGGGCCGCCUGCUCAGCAGAGUUUGCGAACAGCCUCCAGAUCAGCCGCAGUGAGAUCGCUGACAUCAACGUGCACAUCCAGAAGCUUCGAUCCCAGAUCCUCUCCAUCAAGAGCCACUGCCUGAACCUGGAGGAGAACAUCACGGCAGCCGAGGAGCAGGGGGAGCUAGCCUUCCAGGACGCCAAGGCCAAGCUGGCCCAGCUGGAGGCGGCCCUGCAGCAGGCCAAGCAGGACAUGGCGCGGCAGCUGCGCGAGUACCAGGAGCUCAUGAACACCAAGCUGGCCCUGGACAUCGAGAUCGCCACCUACAGGAAGCUGGUGGAGGGCGAGGAGAGCCGGAUGGACUUGCCUUCAGCUGCUGUGGUCAGUGCUGUGCAGUCCAGAUCCAGAACCGCUGCCUGCAAGUCCCACCUCUCGAGAGCCCCCUCCCGGAAAAAGAAGCACAGCAAAGGCGCCGUGAUCAAAAUCACCGAAACGUCAGAGAAGUUCCUCUCGCAGGAGUCAGAGGCCUCAGAGUAAAGCAGCUGGACCAGGAGCCCAGGUCACUCCCCUGCAGGAAGAGGGGCUUAAGCUAGUCAAGAAAGCGACUUGGAGCCUCUAGGUUGGGAGAGGAGACACACCUGAUCCUGAACUGAGAGGAGGAGGAUUCAAAGUGUGACUGCUCUUUUGUGGGUCACCAGGGAUGGGACAGGACUGUCACCAGCUAUUCAGAGCCAUUCCACUCCUUAUCCAUAUCUCACAGUCCCACUCUUCCACGCUUCUGGCCAGAGGUUUUCCCGACUGGGUAAACUGGAAUUGAGGGUCCAUUUUGUCUCUAUCUCCUGGCUCCCUUGAGGCUCCUCCCUCAACAGAGGGCUCUGACCAAGGUCCCUUUGACUCUUUUGCCCAACCCUUGCCUAAACUCACAUCUCGAGCCUUGCCUUGCCUCUGCCUCAGAACUGAGACUGGUGCCCUCGGUCACCCAGCCCUGGUCGGCCGUGGACCAGGGGCUGAUGGGGACCUCUUGGGCACCCUCCCCCUAUCUGGAAUUCCUGGGGAGGCUGGGUCCUGAGUACCCCUGGCUUUCCUGACCACCUGAGCUCCCAGAGACCUGACAGUAUUAGGGAGUGAGGGGGAGGCUCCCUGGACGUUUGGGACCUGAGCCUGGACCUCUGAGAUCAGCCCAGACACCUAUGCCCCUUCCCUCCUCCUGUGGGUCCCUCCCAGCAGGUCACAGUCAGAAUUGGACAGGCUGCCCUGCCAGCUCCCAGCACCUUCUCCAGAAGCUGUUCUUGCCAUGAUGAACUCCCCGGGGGCAGGCCAGAUGGCAGCCUGAGACCAGGCAGGAGAAUCAGACCUUCCCCUCUCCUCCCUGCCAUCCUGGGGUUCACCACCCUGCCCCCCAUCAGCUGUUUCCCAGCCUGAAACUGGCUUUGGAGCACCAGGCCCUGGAGAUCCCUAGCCCCCACCAUGAAACCCCAGGCCCACUUCUCAUGAACCCCACUUCUCAGGGUCUCUGUUCCCCCCAUCAGGCCACACAGCCUGGCCCUCUGGUCCUUUGCAUCCCUGAGGGGCCCAGGAACACCCCAUCCCUGGAGGGUUAGAGCUCCUUCUUGUCCUCCCCCUCCACCCCUCCUCCCUCCGUGCCCACUCCUCUGCCUCCAGUGGGGCCCUGAAGAAGGCACAGUCCAGGCGGGUCUGGGAGCUUCUGAGCCCUUGAGGUAGGGCUGGAGAGCUGCUGACAACCCAAGAGAAAUUCUGCAUCCAACAAGAAGAUGUGGGGCUGGGAGGAGCACUCCCCUCUCCUUCUCUUGGCUCUCACUUUGGGGCAGCUCCAACCUCCCACUCGACAGCCACCUUCUCUCCUUCCCUCUCUCCUCCCUAACUGCCCCUUGCCUCACCUCCUCUUCUACCCUAGUCUUUGAUUCAUUCAUCUCAUUUUCCAGGACAUUGGUGGCCCAAGGCCUUGGCCCCUCCUACGCUCAAGGUCCUCCAAGCCUGCGGGGGGCGCUGAAGGGCCACUGGCUCAGGCAGGAGGGGACUCAGACAUGUACUUAUCCCUGAGGUCCCAAAACGGUGCUGAUUGCUGCUUUUUCUCCACCUAUUUAUUGGUUUCCAAGGGAGCAAAUCCUCAGUGGGGAUACAAGAUAUAUAAAGUAUAUAUGUUAUUUUUUCAUAACUUAUGUGGCUUUUAAAUUAUUGCUUCCCUUACUGUUUCUGCAUAAUCAGUGCUAUAUAUUCUACUAUCUGAACAGACAAUACAUGUCGUGGCCACCCUACCUGACCGGAUAACUAUCAGGGCAAUGGCCGCCUCUCCCUGCCAAGGGAUGAAUAAAGUGCUGAGAUUUGUCCAUGGAUAAAGCCGUGUGUCUGUUUUUGUCUC
Molecule: messenger RNA, 3381 nt
Organism: Diceros bicornis minor
Lineage: Eukaryota; Metazoa; Chordata; Mammalia; Perissodactyla; Rhinocerotidae
Gene: KRT80
Product: keratin 80
Exons: 9
Coding region: 180-1538 (452 amino acids)
Biological process (GO): keratinization; intermediate filament organization
Cellular component (GO): keratin filament
Molecular function (GO): structural constituent of skin epidermis
Source: RefSeq, a predicted model, not a curated record